This is a messenger RNA of Exophiala dermatitidis NIH/UT8656, 480 nucleotides long. RefSeq lists its product as uncharacterized. The record is from RefSeq and is a predicted model, not a curated record. Lineage: Eukaryota; Fungi; Ascomycota; Eurotiomycetes; Chaetothyriales; Herpotrichiellaceae. The coding region runs from base 1 to 480 and encodes 159 amino acids. The transcript has a single exon.
AUGGACCUGUCUCCCUCUACAUGGCGGCUUCUGGGCCUAUUCGUCUCCGCAAGCUACAUCGCCCUAGGCACCUUCAGCAUCAGCUGCCCUGCUCUUGCGGCGAAAUGUUUCGGCAUCUAUCCUGACGACAAUGACAACGACAACAGCACUGGGACUAGUACCUCUUCCAAUCCUACACGGGAAGCCGAUACGUCUGGCCAUAUUCCGCUGGCAACCGCCAGAGAAAAACAUGUCGCGGCCGUGUCCACGUCAAUGCUUCUUCUGGGCGGCCGAGACCUCAGCAUCGGCAUAGCACUGGCCUGGUUGGGGUUGGACAGGCAGCAGGACCCGCGGGCCAUGGGCGCCGUGAUCCUGAGUGGAUCUUUGUUGAGUGUGGUUGACGUCUAUGAGAUCUGGAGGCUGCGUGGGUCCGGAUGGGCUGCUUUGUUCGCGGCGGGUGCUGGAGUCUGGAUGGGUGUUGGGUAUGGAUUGAUUCAGUGA